This is a messenger RNA of Frieseomelitta varia, 1371 nucleotides long. Its product is annotated as integrator complex subunit 12-like. The record is from RefSeq and is a predicted model, not a curated record. The transcript is spliced from 5 exons. Gene Ontology annotation, biological process: snRNA 3'-end processing. The coding region runs from base 17 to 853 and encodes 278 amino acids. NCBI's taxonomy places the organism in Eukaryota, Metazoa, Arthropoda, Insecta, Hymenoptera, Apidae. Gene Ontology annotation, cellular component: integrator complex.
UUCGAAGAGAACGAUAAUGCAUAUUAAAAUAAAUCAAAUAAAGAUGUCACAGUUAGAGCUAGAUCCUCAAUUUACACAAGGUUUACACCUUCUACAUUCCGCUAAUAAAGAUUCUGCAGAACAGCUGCGAGCACUUCUAGAUGAAGCAAUUAAACAAAAAUAUGGGCCGUCAAAGAUGUUAUCAAAUGUAUUACACAAAAAGUAUAUGAUGGAGGAACCGGUACUGAGCGACCAUAGUAGCAGCAGUAGUAGUAAAAAAAGCAAAAGCUCCUCUUCUUCUUCUUCCAAACAUUCAAGUAAAUCAAGUAAAAACAGUUCUCCUGUGAAUUUACCAACUCGUGACACACCACCUGAUAUUAUUCAGACUGAUAACACUCUGGCACUGGAAAUAUUAGAGGAUGAUUUGACUUGUGUUAUUUGCAAAGGAAUGGAUGUUGGAGCAAGAAACAGAUUAGUUGAGUGUUCAGAGUGCCAUUCCUUGUAUCAUCAAGAGUGUCAUGUUCCACACAUUUUAGACUCUCAGAUAGAUGUUCCAGGACUGGUGUGGUAUUGUUCGAACUGUUCCAAGUCUCAGAUCUCAAAAGAAAGGAGCUCUCCAAAAACAGUGAUAGAAAGCAAAUCUAAAGAACAAAAAAAGUCUAGUUCAAGUGGUGGAAACAAAGUAACACCAAAUAUUCAUAUUAUAAGUGCAGAUAGAAGAUUAAAGGAUAUGAUGAAAAAAGCUAAGCAAGAUAAACGAAGCACAAAUGCUACUCAGAGUUCAAAGAAUUCUUCGUCAAGUUCACCAGCGAUGUCUUCAACGAAAUCUCAGGAAAAAUCACUACUGUACAAAAUCAAGUCAGGCGUGGAAUGAAACUCUGCUCAUACAAAUAUUGUGAUAAUAUUUUAUAAUAUAAAAAAACAAAUUUUAUAAUUUGGACACUGUGAAUUGAAGGAAGUAACCACAAUCGAUGUUAGUAUAUAACAAAAUCAAUACAUUUUGCCAAAGAAUGAUCUUUAACCAGAUAAUAUUAAUUUUAUACGCAGCAGCGGUUUUCAAUUUUGUGCCGAGAAGCGAAGAUUUUUACUUUUUAUAUUGUUACGUAUUUUCAUUAUAUAAUUUUCUUUUUUUUAACAUAAUUUAUUGCGGGAUAUAACGAUGCGAUGAUAAAUUUGAUACUGCAAUGUUUAACUAAAAAAAAUAUAUAUAUAUAAUUUUUGUACAAAUGUACAUUAGUUUAAAUAUCCAAGUAUAUGAAUGUGUAGUUGAAUUUCUGUAAAACAUUAAGGAUCUCAAAUAAAAAGAAAAAAAAAGAACUCUUCAAGGUGUCCUUUGAAAGAAACGUUACGAGUACGGAGUUCAUUUAUAAUAUCAAUAUAUUUUUGCAAUUU